UCGAAGCACGGCCGGUCUGAAAGAAAAUCUCGUUGGUUUUGUGAUUCCUCGACUGUGAAGGUUUCCCGAGGUCAAUUUUAUGUGUUUUACGCGUUCUGCCGAUGUUGCUUCUGUCACGUGGUAACCGGUUGAAAUACAAAUAUGAAUAUCCCGAAGUCUGAGGGUCUUUUAUCAGUGGUUUUUCCUACCGAACUCGCGUCUUCGUCCAGUUCACGACAGCUGAUUAUAAACCAAGACCAACAGGAUGAAGAAGCAUCCGAUUGUCCACUUUUAACACCUAGUCCACCACUGAUUCGUUCGGAUGAUACUUUGGAGUCCGGUGCGAUUUAUGUGUCUCUGGAGGGGAAUCCUGUGGAAUCGAUUCCGCCACUCGAAAAUAUUAACAAGGAGGAUGGGCUCAGCGAGUUCAUGAACAUAGUGAACAGUUCGAGCAAAGCUCUAAACGAUGAACCCAGUUCCCGCGAUCCGAUGGUAGAAUCAACAAGCAGCGAUAACAGCAGCGACACAAACGAGCCAGUUUGUGCACAAUUAUUGACGCAGUUGAAUACAGCGUAUCAACACCUUGCUCCUGAUGCUCAGGCACUGUUUUACAAUCAGGAGAGUGGUGGAAAGCCGCCGUUGGUUGGGAUCCAGCUAGUGGUACCGAAGCCCCCAAAGGAUUAUCGUUUCAUGAAAUGGAAUUGGCCGCUGAUACGGAAGACUUGCUUCUGGUCUCUGAUGUCGGUGUUAGCGGGCUGCACGGCGCUUGUCAUCGGUGUUAUUGCCACCAUGCCCAAGAAGUGCGAUCCAAGAGUACAAUGGUGGCAGGGCAGUAUUUUCUACGAGAUAUUCCCGGCCUCUUUCCAAGAUUCUUCGAAGGCCAGCGACGGUAUCGGCGAUCUUCGUGGGAUAACAAUGCGUUUGGACUAUUUGAAAAAGCUAGGCGUUCGAGGGAUUCGUUUGAACUCGAUCUUCCCAGCGGCUCAUUAUCCCGAAUAUUAUUGGAACAUCAAGAAUUUGACAGACGUGAACAAAGAUUUGGGAACGUUAGAGGACUUUGCCACGCUCGUGCAUGAAAUCCAUCGACGAAACAUGAGCCUGGUCUUGGAUUUGCCUCUCUAUCCGUUCGUGAAAAAUUUGUACGACGAGAACGUGGCUGUCGAGAAACCGAACAAAACUGACAAAGCGGUGCGCGAGAGAAGAGACGUUACCGAUGACGUAAUCUUACAGAAGGUGGUGCCGACGACACCGUCCAUGUCGGUGCAAGCAAUUCGGGAGUUACUGCCAUCGAUACCGCCGCCAUUGGACAAACCACAGCAACAAGGUCUCACGUCAAAUCGCAUAACCGCGGCGACAGAGAAUCCUGUCAUGUCGGCGAUAAAAAUCUGGCUGCAAAGAGGAGUCGACGGUUUCUACUUGAAGGGGCUCGAACAUUACGUCGACGAGGAAUCCUUUCCAAGUAACCUGAACCAGUGGAAGUCUCUUCUGGGAUACGACAGAAUACUGAUUUGUCACAUGGACGCUUUAACGGCUGCAAAAUCUGCCGCCGCGAGAAAUUCCAUACUGAAGAAGAUGGAUCUUGUCGAUGUCACGUUGCGGGUUUCAAACGGAACGAACGUGAUUAAGAAACAAAUAGAGGAUGUCACGAAGGGCUUGUUGUUCGAGAAACCUGAUUACCCGUGGGUACAUUGGUCCAUAGGCGGAGUGGACUCGAAAAGAGUGGCGUCCAUGAUUAGCGUGAAGAAUGCCACAAUGGCUAUCUCUCUUCUAGGAAUGAUACUUCCAGGGACACCGAGUAUAUUUUACGGAGACGAGAUAGGUAUACCAGAUUGCGACUGUGAAGAUCACAAGGAUCUUGCUCGCGUGCACAACUUAGUUCCCAUGUAUUGGGAUCCGAAUGAUGGAUCGGGCCAUAAGUUUGCGUCCGUGGGCGUUCGAGGUUGGUUACCGGAAGCUACAAAACCAUUAGAAACAAGUUUGAUGGGGACCAUUGCCGAGAUGGCUAAUCUGAGAUAUAAAACGACUCCAAUUUACGUUAAAGCUGUGCUGAAAGAGAAUCAGGUGCUGGCGAACUGUGAUAUUAGAUAUGCUGAUGACGAAAUGAUUGUAAUAGAACGAUGGUAUCCACGGCGAAAUUCGUACAUCUUUCUAGCUAAUUUAGGCAAUAAAACGCUAACCAAGGACUUAAGUUUUCUUUAUUACGGUGGUCAGGUCGUAGUCGGUCCGUCAUAUAGACUGAACCGGGACGUCUACUUCAAGGAACUUAUUGUGCCUCCGGGAGAAGCGUUCAUUAUAAAACUCGAUAAAUGAAAAGCUGGUUGCUAAAUAAAAGUUUAUAUAACAUUCAUUUUACAUACGAUCAAGAUGUUAGGGUUUUUAGUUGAUAUUUCAAGCGUGAAUUCGUAACGUUUCAUUUGGGUGAGAAAGAUAUUGUCGACGUUGCGAACGUUGUACAACGAAGAUUUAAUAUAAAAGUUCCUAUUAAUUGUAAUUCAAAUACGUAGGAACUGCAGCGUCCAUGAAAGUAUUAUUUGAGAAGCGAAAGAAAGUUCAUUCGAGGGAAACUGAUUGUAUUGUAAAAUAAAAAGCAACAAAUUGUGCUAUUCGAAUGAUUUCACGUAGGCGGGUGAAAUGUGCUUGGAUAAAAAGUAAUCAAAAAGUCAUGCAGAAUCAAAUUACACGUUAUAUCGUUAUUGUUAAUCUUGUUAGUAAUAUUGGAGAAGCAUAAUGAAUGUUCGCGCAUUUCACAUUCCAAAAGAGGACAAAUCAUUUUACACUUGCCUGUGUUCAUUCUCGUGAUUCAAAUUUACAAUGCGAGAUUGUUUCACUGUGUUUUGUACCUUCUGAUAGUUUUGAUAAUAAAACCGAAGAUUUUUGUGAUUGUAUCGAUUACUUCCAGUCGCAGUACAAAUUUCACUUGAAAUUUUCAAUGUUUUAUAUUUACAAAGUGUACGGAAUUUAUCCCUGUCACUCUCGGUACGUUUUCGAAUUUCAAAAUUAUCGCCGUAAAUUAUAUAUGGACUAUUUUUAUAAUGAAUUUUAUCGCGUGAUAAGAACUGUUCGCAACGUGUAAUUACUUACUUAUUUUAUAAUAAUUUUUGGUACUAAUACAGUGACAUUUUACCGAUGCGUGAAUAAUAUGGUGCUUAUGCGAGAGAAAAGUUUUUUGUAUUUUUAUUCAAAUACCAUGAUACGCGUGUCCUCUUAUCACGUGUGCGCUCGUUGAACUCGAAAUAUAUUCCAGUACAACCUUUAAAUAGUAUUAAAAGAGAAAUAUAACAAUAUAAUCUAUAAAGUAUUCUGCGCAAGUAGAUUUUUACUUUUAAUGAAGUUCAAUUUUGAUGUGAAUUUUAUUAUUCAGAAAUAAAAGAUAGUAUU
Molecule: messenger RNA, 3357 nt
Organism: Colletes gigas
Lineage: Eukaryota; Metazoa; Arthropoda; Insecta; Hymenoptera; Colletidae
Product: maltase A2-like
Exons: 8
Coding region: 142-2289 (715 amino acids)
Biological process (GO): carbohydrate metabolic process
Source: RefSeq, a predicted model, not a curated record